AUGGCUGAAAUUGUCACGAUACCCGAAUCUUUGCAUGACAACCAGCUACCACCUCAUGAUGAUAAGUCUGAUACCGAACACGAGGAUUCAGUUCGCCAGGAAGAAACCUCAGGAACCUCGAACGGCGAUUUGAAUCUGGAGGAAGUGACGCCAGCUCACGCCGAGGCUGCUGCUGAGGUCCCUGUCAAAGUUGUCAAUAAUAAUAAGGAAGGCGCUGGGACUAAGAAGAUAGGUCCUGUGUCUGUUGUUCCACCAAAGAAAGCAAACGGUGGCCCUCCCACUCCAACUGUAAAAAAGAUCAUCAAUUCCGGUACGUUUGGUGCAGGAUCGGUAAAGUCGGCUGGAACAAAGCCAACUACCUCUGCAGCUUCUGUGCCCCCCUCCAAAGUUGCUGCCCCGGCUAUGCGCAAGGCUCUAACGACCAAUCCCCUUGCGGCAAAGCCCACCUCUUCCGCAUCGAGUAAACCCCCUGCGCCUUCUACCACUACAGCCCGACGAGCUUCCGUUGCUCCGACAAGGACAAUCGCCUCUCCACCAGUAAAGUCCUCUCUUUCGGCUUCUACGAGCGCAAAACCUUCCGAUGCCCCUGUGCGUAGCACAGUGGCCUCUCCGACUGGAUCCGUCGCGUCCGCUUCCACGAAGGGCGCAUCUGCUGCUCCUACAGCUCGCCCUCGUGCAUCAGUAUCGGAAUCGGUAAAGAAAACACCUCCAUCCUCGCGCCCCAGCGUAGUGAGUUCCGUGAAGCCCCCUGUUACUGCAAGGUCCUCGACUACAUCCCGGUCUAGUACCGCAGCACCCGCCAAACCACCAAGUAGAACUGCUGGCUCCAUUUCAUCAAUUAAAGAAGUUAAAGAGGAUACAAAGGCUCUGGAUGAUCUUCGUACACAGCUCGCCGAGACGACACAAUCUUUCCAAUCAAAAAAUGCACAAGUUUUUGAACUCGAAAAUCAGAUAGAGACUCUCAAGCAGGCUUUGGAUAUCAAGUUAAAGGAGAUUGAAUCAAAAGAUACUUCGAUGACGGAGUCUGAGCUGGCUAGGAAAGAUGCCGAAUCCCAGUUAAUGGAGUAUCAAAAAAUGCUUAGCGAUGUUCAGAAGUCACUACAAGAGCUUACCAUUACCAUGGACACUAAGAACGAGCAGCUUGAGGCGGCCAACUCGACGAUUUCAUCCCAAAAUACCCUGAUCGAGUCUUUAAAGGCAGAAGUUCAGGAAUUAAAGGAUAACCUCGCCGCCUUCGAGAAGAAAUUGGAGAGCCUCGAACAGUCAAAUGCGCUCUCCAGUACCGCAGCAACGGAAGCAGCAUUAAUCGAACAUGAAGCCCUUGUGACCGCUCAGGCAAAUCUCAAAGCCGUCACAGAGGAAGUAGAGGCUCUCAAAGUUACCCACACCAAAGCGAUGCAAGAUUCAGAAAGUCAAAUAGCCGAACUUCGUGAACAACUGGCCGCUACCGAAGCUUUGCAAGCUCAAGUAGCAUCACUCAAAGCCGAGAAGGAGGACAACGCCAACAAACUCUCCGAGCUUGAGGUUGAAAUAUUGGAAUCAAGGGAAGUUCUGGAGAACCUUGAAGAUACAAGAGACGCCCUACAAAAGCAAAUCACCAUGCUAGAAGGUCAGUUGGCUACGCUGACGACUGCUGUUGAUGCGGCCAAUGAAUCUGCCAAACAAUCGAAUGCCUCUCACGCAGAGGAGCUCGCGGCGCUAGUUAAACGCCACCAGGCCGAAUUGGAUACAAGGUCUGAGAGCUAUAAAGCGUUGGAAAAUUCGCUCGAGGACCUCAAAAUGACUUUACUGGAAGCGACGGCGGCCAAAGAACAAGCCGAGAAGGGUAUUCUGGAAAGUGAGGCGAGUCAUGCAAAAAAGAUGGCAGAAUUGCAAGAGCUUCACGCUGCCCAGCAAGCAUCGCUGACCGCCGAUAUCGAGAAGAUCUCAGAGGAGCUCAAAAACCAAGAAACUUUUUAUAAUGCGAAAGUUGAAGUGGUAAAAAACGAGCAUGUCAAAUUGUUGCAAGAAGCCUUUGAACGUGCAAAGGACGAGGCAGCUAGGGCACACUCAGAAGAACUUAAAGUGUUCCGUGCUAACGCAGAUAUCACUGUCGCGCAAUUGCAACAAGCCAAUCAAGAAAGUAUCAACAACCUCAAGUCUGAACACCAAUCAUUGAUGGAUUCAGAAAUCAAUGCCUUAAAGAAGCAAAUCAGUACGCUGAACUUAGAACUCAAGGCCACUCAGGAUGACCUUUUUAAGGCCAAAGCCGCUGUCGAAACUUCAAACUCAGAAAUAGAGACCCUCACUCAACAGCGCGACACCGCUCGCUCACAGGCAGAGGCAGCUGCGAGCUUGUCACCUGAGCAUGCCAACGAAAUCUCUCGUCUAACAAAAGAGUUGUCUAAUACCAAGGACGACCUUGCUGCAAUGACGGAUAUGCUCAACCUCACAAGGUCCUCGAUGACUGAACUAUCCGAAAAACAUGUGAAAGAGCUUGAAGAAGCUGCAAAGAGUCGCGCAGACGAGGUCCUCAAACUACGAGAAGCGCACGAUGCUGAAGUGAAUACGUUGGCGAAACAGAAAUCAGACCUACUUGUCCGGCUUUCUGACUUGGAAGGCGAGCUUGCCACAGCAAAGGCCUCUCUGGAGGCUCGCCAAACGUCUAGUCCCAAAAACUCUGGCAAUGGAACUAUACCCGCCUCAAAUUCAGGAAUUACAAAGGAAGAAUUAAUUAAGAUGCACGAGGCGCAUAACUUGAAGGUUUACGAUCUUCAAGCUGAACACGAGAAAGCUAUGAAACUCGCGAGGGACGAGGUAGAGUCUGCGCUCGUCAAAGUGAGCGAACUACAGCAGGAUAUCGCACGCAAAGCAAUGGAAAUUCAGUACUUAGAACAAGAACAGGAAGAAAGUUCAGAACAGAUCACCCGAUUAAAGGAAGAUCUUGAGAGGCUUGGCCAGGUCGAAAGUAAAUCUUAA
Messenger RNA from Psilocybe cubensis, 2958 nucleotides. RefSeq lists its product as uncharacterized. The transcript has 8 exons. The record is from RefSeq and is a predicted model, not a curated record. The coding region runs from base 1 to 2958 and encodes 985 amino acids. Lineage: Eukaryota; Fungi; Basidiomycota; Agaricomycetes; Agaricales; Agrocybaceae.